Microplitis demolitor is the source of this 743-nucleotide messenger RNA. RefSeq names its product histone H2A. Gene Ontology annotation, molecular function: DNA binding; structural constituent of chromatin; protein heterodimerization activity. Gene Ontology annotation, cellular component: nucleosome. The transcript has a single exon. The record is from RefSeq and is a predicted model, not a curated record. The coding region runs from base 40 to 417 and encodes 125 amino acids. Lineage: Eukaryota; Metazoa; Arthropoda; Insecta; Hymenoptera; Braconidae.
UCGUUUGUGUUUACUACCGUUAACUUCAAACUUAUUAUCAUGUCUGGUCGUGGUAAAGGAGGAAAGGCAAAGGGCAAGUCAAAGACCCGUUCAAGCCGUGCUGGACUCCAGUUUCCAGUUGGUCGUAUCCAUCGUAUGUUGCGCAAAGGCAACUACGCAGAACGUGUUGGUGCUGGAGCUCCAGUCUACCUCGCAGCUGUUAUGGAAUAUCUGGCUGCUGAAGUUCUCGAGUUGGCAGGCAACGCCGCCCGUGACAACAAGAAGACUCGUAUCAUCCCACGUCAUCUCCAGCUGGCCAUCCGUAACGAUGAAGAAUUGAACAAACUUCUCUCAGGAGUCACCAUCGCUCAAGGUGGAGUUCUUCCCAACAUCCAAGCUGUCUUGUUGCCAAAGAAAACCGAGAAAGCCAGCUCUUAAUUGACUAAACUUAUUUACAAAAACCAAACGGCCCUUUUCAGGGCCACCAAAUUUUUCAUACUAAGAAAACUUACCAAGUGGUAUUAUUAUUACUAAAGAAAUAAUUAUAACUGCCUGAUCACAUUUUAUCUAAUUUUGACUUGUUCUAGUUAACAAAAGUUUUUUCUAACCUAAAAUCUGUACGACAAUUAAAUAAUCAAAUUCAGUUCUAUGUCAACUGAUGUCAAUGAAAUUCGACCCAGCCUUUACAUGGUUGAAUUACUAUGGUCGCAACUUGAUUUAGGCUUUUUAUCAUUAGAAUCUAUCAGAUUGUCAUGUGAUCAGAU